Molecule: messenger RNA, 1125 nt
Organism: Phyllostomus hastatus (greater spear-nosed bat)
Lineage: Eukaryota; Metazoa; Chordata; Mammalia; Chiroptera; Phyllostomidae
Gene: CA5A
Product: carbonic anhydrase 5A
Exons: 7
Coding region: 91-1023 (310 amino acids)
Cellular component (GO): cytoplasm; mitochondrion
Molecular function (GO): carbonate dehydratase activity; zinc ion binding
Source: RefSeq, a predicted model, not a curated record
UCCAAUCGACUCCACUGCAGUCCCGAUCAACGUGAGCAUAGUAGGAGGAAUCACCCUCUCUCUCCUGGGCUCCGCGGGGACAGACCCGAGAUGCUGAGGACCCUGAUGCUGGGCAGGAGCUACCUGAAGUCCUCAGGUUUCCCCGCUGUGGUCAGGCAGGUGUGGGGGACUCUGCAACACCCUCUGCGAAGGCCCAAGCGACCAUGCUCCCAGGUCUCCUGUGCACAGAAAACCAGGAGGGAUGCUCUGCACCCUCUGUGGAAGAGUGCAGGCUCCGUGCCCGGGGGCUCCCGGCAGUCCCCCAUCAACAUCCGCUGGAGGGACAGCGUCUACGACCCGGGGCUGCAGCCUCUGCGGGUCUCCUACGACGCUGCAGCCUGCCUCCACAUCUGGAACACCGGCUACCUCUUCCAGGUGGAAUUCGAUGAUGCCACCGAGGGGUCAGGAAUUAGUGGUGGCCCCUUGGAAAACCACUACCGGCUGAAGCAGUUCCACUUCCACUGGGGAGCAGCGAAUGAGUGGGGCUCGGAGCACACGGUGGAUGACCACGUGUACCCAGCAGAGCUGCAUCUAGUUCACUGGAACUCCGUGAAAUACCGGAACUACAAAGAAGCUGUAAUGGGAGAGAAUGGCUUGGCUGUGAUAGGCGUAUUUUUAAAGCUGGGGGCCCACCACGAGGCACUGCAGACGUUGGUGGAAGUCUUGCCGGAAAUAAAACAUAAGGACACAAGGGCGGCUGUGGGCCCCUUCGAGCCCUCCUGUCUGCUGCCCACCUGCCGGGAUUACUGGACCUACCCGGGCUCCCUCACCACCCCCCCACUAACCGAGUCGGUCACCUGGAUCAUCCUGAAAAAGCCCAUUGAAGUGGCUGUGAGCCAGCUGGCCGAAUUCCGCACGCUCCUGUUUUCUGCACUGGGUGAAGAAGAGAGGGUGAUGGUGAACAAUUACCGCCCACUUCAACCCCUGAUGAACCGGAAGGUCCGUUCAUCCUUCCAGGCCACGGAAGAGCGCACCAGAUCCUGAAUCUGUAACGACCGAGUCAAUGGGCAGAACUGACUUUGAAAAGAUGUAAUGUUUUUCAAGUCUCACAGUCGGAUCAUAUACAAUCUCUGAAAUUAAAAAAGA